ACAGCCGCAGCGCUGUGCGUCGCUGCUGAGCUCGUCUGCGGCUUUAUCUCGACUUAAAGGAGACGCAACAAAGAGCGAUAGCAGUGGGUGCUGCUAACAGCGUGGCUUACUAUAGCUUUAAGAACCUAAAUAUAGGGUCUGGGUGUUUAAAAUUAAUUUUGCACCGUUAUUAUAGAGUGAUAGACUAAGUUUUCUAUUUAUACCACUUACAUUUUUGCAUCUUGCAAUGCAAGAGCGUCCAUUAAAAUAUGUUUGACAAUCGGAUCAGGGCCGUUAGCAACCCAACAUUUUUCAUAUUUUAUGCCUCCUGUUUUUUUUCAAGUUAUGUUUCAUUUUGUUGAGCAUUUUUGAGGCAUCCUGAAGUAACGUAUCGAGAAAACAACUUUAGCGGUGAUGGAGCCGCAGCUCUCGAACAACAAAGAUGAGAUGGAGAAUGAGGCGGCCCUGGAGAAAUCCGCGGGGCAGAGUACCGCAUCCACCCCGUGCAGGGCAUUCAGAGGACGGGGCGACGGGUGUCUGAAGACCGAAGGGACUUGCCCACCCGAGACAAACGGAGCUGCGCCGAGCGUGGCGGGAUCCGGGCGGGUUUUACGGGACAGGUCAACGCGAGCGAUUCCCGUGUGGAGGCAGAGAUAUAUCGGGGAGGGUCAGGGUGAAGUGACACGCGAGGCUGCGGCGAAUCGCCGGAGGAAAGCGAAAUGCCCGCGGCGCAGGAAGAGCGCAGCAGCCGCGCAGGGUUCAUCGAAUGCGGCCAGAGAGUUCAGCGGCGACUGCGACCUUCCGGAUGAGUUUGAAGAAAACAAGGAUGCGCUGGUUAAUCGAGCGGCCCGCGGCAGACGGGUGCAGGUGCGCUCAGGGGCCCGCACCUGCCGGGGCUCGCCUAGGACUGUGUUUAAAAUUGAGCCAGAAAUGGACAUUGACUAUGAGGAGGCCAAUAAAGCGGUCGAAAAGACAGGAACAAGUGUGGAGAAAAAGGAAGAGGAGAGCAUGGAUGAUGAAGAUGUUAUAGAAGUGGAAGAGUGUCCAUUUGUGGAUGAUCCAAAAGAUGAAAACUAUCUACCCUAUUCUCAUAGUGAGGAAGAGGACACCGUCAGCACUGAUGAAGAUGUCUCUUUUAGAGAUGACACGAAUGACCAGAGCUACGAUCCUAAGGAAAUUCCUAAGUUGAGGCGCAGACCCCCUACUAGACUGACAGAGAAGAAAGUCAAGGCUGCAAUGCAAGAGAAUGCAACAGAUCAAGAGACAGAGAUAAAAACUGAGGGAGGGGAGAGCACAGAUGUGCAGACCGCCGCUGAAGUUGAGGAAGGUGCCGAGCCACCCAGGAAAGGGCGAAGAAGGAAAGAUGAUAAAAGCCCUCGUCUUCCUAAAAGAAGGAAAAAGCCGCCGGUGCAGUAUGUGCGUUGUGAAAUGGAAGGAUGUGGUACAGUGCUGGCCCAUCCACGUUACUUACAGCAUCACAUUAAAUACCAACACCUGAUGAAGAAGAAGUACGUCUGCCCUCAUCCCUCAUGCGGACGACUCUUCCGGCUGCAGAAACAGCUACUGCGGCAUGCCAAGCACCACACCGAUCAGAGAGACUAUAUCUGUGAGUUCUGUGCUCGCGCCUUCAAGAGCUCUCACAACCUGGCUGUGCAUCGAAUGAUACACACCGGAGAGAAACCACUGCAGUGUGAAAUCUGUGGUUUCACUUGCCGUCAGAAGGCCUCCCUUAACUGGCACAUGAAAAAGCACGAUGCAGAUGCCACGUACCAGUUCUCCUGCAGCAUCUGCGGCAAGAAGUUCGAAAAGAAGGACAGUGUGGUGGCUCACAAAGCCAAGAGCCACCCCGAGGUGCUCAUUGCUGAGGCCCUGGCCUCCAAUGCUGGAGCCCUCAUCACCACUCCUACCGGAGUCACCUCGCUGCUGGAGACCUCCACAGGCUCCAUGCAGACAGAGCAGGUGGUCCCUGAGGCCAAAGGGAGCUCUGCGAUACCAUCGGGUCAGGUGGGUCCAGCGAUGGUUGUGGAUCAGGAUCACCCGCUACACACCAUGGAGGUACCGGUGACCCUGGCCUUGACCUCGACAGAAGAGGAAAACAGUGCUCCUUCACAGCAGACCUCUGCUCACUCUCUGCAGAUGCCACUACAGUUCGUCUCGACGCAGCAACACCAAAUCCAGCAGCUACCCAUUCAGCCCUCCACGACCAGCAUCACCCAGCAGGCCGCUUUGGUCCAGCAGCUGCCCGUUCAGUCCUACAGCCCUCAAUCCCAGAUUGUCCACAUGGCCUUCAGAGCUCUUCCUCCGCAGCAGCUCCCACUGGUGUCUGUCGCACAGCAGCUGCCUCUUCAAACCACCCAGCCACAUCAAAACCAGACCCUCUCUAGGCCCCCAAGCCACAACCCGGCUCCCAAUACUCCCCUUCUCUCCCAAGCCCUGCCUGAGGCGUCCGCUGACUCCCGGAGCGUUUUGGGAUUCGGGGGCGAUCCUGCCUCCUCAUCAUCUACAUCUCCCCAGUCUUCCACUACUCCUUCAGAGACGAGACAUGUGGUCUGGGAGGGAGACGGGACUAAUGAGAACGGAAGUGGGGGUGGGGUUUGGGGGGUGGGUGGAGAGGGGGAGGAGCCAAACAUGACGGACAGUUCAGACGGCCAAAUACAGCGUGUUCUGCUGUAGUGAAGGAAGAGUGUUGAAGGUGUAAAAUGGAAGAUAGUGAGAUGACUGUUAUUUCUCGCGCUCCUACACGCCCUGAAGUUAAAUAUAUAGAGUCAUAAAUACGUUAUAUGUAAUCACAUUAACUUUUGGUAGCUUUGUAGAAAUGUCUGUACCAGGGAGACUGUGUUUUGAGUUAUUGUCAUUGUUCAUUUUGUAUAUAAACAGUUAUAGUCCCCUCCAACAACGACA
Cyprinus carpio (common carp) is the source of this 2880-nucleotide messenger RNA. RefSeq lists its product as uncharacterized. Gene Ontology annotation, cellular component: nucleus. Gene Ontology annotation, molecular function: RNA polymerase II transcription regulatory region sequence-specific DNA binding; DNA-binding transcription factor activity, RNA polymerase II-specific; transcription coregulator activity. The record is from RefSeq and is a predicted model, not a curated record. Gene Ontology annotation, biological process: regulation of transcription by RNA polymerase II. NCBI's taxonomy places the organism in Eukaryota, Metazoa, Chordata, Actinopteri, Cypriniformes, Cyprinidae.